Messenger RNA from Paramuricea clavata, 841 nucleotides. The record is from the annotation of a GenBank genome assembly. Lineage: Eukaryota; Metazoa; Cnidaria; Anthozoa; Malacalcyonacea; Plexauridae.
UGUGAAAAAAAAUUGGCAUCCAAGGAGAAAGUUGCCUGCAACCUCGAUUCAGCUACUUCUUCAGAAAGUGAUGUGGAACUGGGCAAUGAGUCUGUUGAGGAAGUGGAAUCAUGUUACCCUGAAAACAAUACAUCUGUUAAUGCAUGUGUGGAUAGCAAUAGAAAGGUACAUGUGCUGUAAAAUAAAAAUUAAAUUAAAAUACAAAGUUAACCCUGCAACGCCCAUGUUUCCACUUACGUAUUUUACUCUGUCUAACGCCAGAUGAUUUUAUUUGUCAAUGGGGAAAGUGUCUGGGCGUUACAGGGUUAAACUGUACCUGUAAUUUCCACUAUGAAAUUUCACUAAUCAUAUUCUACUGUAAAGCAGUUUACCGUGAUCUCUUCAUUUACUAUACUUGGUUGCAAGAACUGCUGACAAUUGCAGACAAAAUGCAUUGACCUUGUAGUUUCAUGAAUGAAAAUUGUAGCUUUUCUUUGUGAUGUAAUAUUCCUUUAAGGAACGUCCUGAACUUGUUGUAAUCAGUUCUGAUGAUGAAAUGGGUCAACAAGUUAACAAGAAAUACCUUCCCAAAAAAGAUAAGAGGAAAAGGAUGAAGGUAAGACAUUCUGCAGUCUGUAUGUGUUCUCAUUACAUGUAUGUUGUAAUAAAAAUAACAAAACUGCAUUACAACUUGUUUUAAAUGGUUAUAUUUCUAUCAUUUUUAGGCGGAUUUACUUGAUGAAUUGGCCGAUAGUUUAAGUGGGCUAAGCUCUGCUGAAAACACACCAGCUAAAAAGGUCCGGGUUGCAAGUCUUAAAGUCGAAGACACUGAACUUCUCUGCAGGAAUUUAUUUGAUGAACA